AUGCUGGUAGAAUAUUGGGUCUUGCCAUUGCUGGCGGUUUCUUUGCCUACCGCUUCAGCGCAGCUCAACGUUUGGGCCAGGAAAGCUGGGCUGAAGUAUUUCGGAGCAGCAACCGAUUCACCCGGCCAACGAGAGAGAGCCGGCUUUGAGAAUGUAUAUCCACGCUAUGAUGCCAUUCUGAGGGACACCCGUGAAUUUGGACAAACAACACCCACGAACGGUCAGAAGUGGGCGUUUGUUGAGCCUGAGCCUGGUGUAUUCAACUUCACCGAAGGCGAAAUUGUAUCUUCAAUUGCCGAAGAGACUGGCCAGUAUCUACGAUGUCACGCACUUGUGUGGCACUCUCAGCUUGCCCCAUGGGUAGAGACUACAGAAUGGACUCCCAAGACUUUGACAAAGGCUAUAAAGACACAUGUUCGGAAAGUCGCAAGCCACUGGAGAGGGCGAUGCUACGCCUGGGACGUCGUCAACGAGGCACUCAAUGAAGAUGGCACCUACCGAGAGAGCGUGUUCUACAAGGUCCUGGGAGAGGAGUACAUCAAAAUUGCAUUCCGAGAGGCGGCGAAGGCUGACCCUCAUGCAAAACUGUACUACAACGACUACAACCUCGAGUCUCCGAGCGCAAAGUCUGAAGGCGCCAUCAGAAUCGUCAAGAUGCUCCAGGACGACGGGAUCAAGGUCGAUGGUAUCGGAAUGCAGGCACAUCUGGUUGCUCACCGCGCACCAAGUCUCGAUGACCAGAUUGCUGUUAUGAAGAGCUACGCCAAAACCGGCGUUGAGGUGGCUCUAACCGAGCUGGAUGUCCGGAUCGAAUUGCCAGUCAAUAAAACAAAUAUGGCAUGGCAAAAGGAGGCCUAUGGAAAUGCGGUCGGUGCCUGUGCUCAAGUCAAAGCAUGUGUCGGAAUCACAAUCUGGGAUUUCUAUGACCCCUUUAGCUGGGUGCCGUACGUUUUUGAUGGAGAGGGUGCGGCUUUGCUCUGGUUUGAAGACUUCAGCCGUCAUCCAGCAUACUAUGGAGCACUGGAUGCCCUGAAGAACGGAACUCGUCACUUAGAGAGUUGGCGUUCCGUUGAGCUCUGUAGGAAUCGCAAGCAAGUUCAGAAGUAA
This is a messenger RNA of Ilyonectria robusta, 1107 nucleotides long. Its product is annotated as family 10 glycosyl hydrolase. Gene Ontology annotation, molecular function: hydrolase activity, hydrolyzing O-glycosyl compounds. NCBI's taxonomy places the organism in Eukaryota, Fungi, Ascomycota, Sordariomycetes, Hypocreales, Nectriaceae. The transcript has 4 exons. Gene Ontology annotation, biological process: carbohydrate metabolic process. The coding region runs from base 1 to 1107 and encodes 368 amino acids. The record is from RefSeq and is a predicted model, not a curated record.